AUGAGUAGUGUAGCUUCAUCAGCACUCUCGAAAGGCAAAAAGGAAAGUGUUUCCCACCAUAAUAAUUCUCAUACGAAACAAGACGAUUCAGAUUUAUGGAAUUUUACUGUCUCCCAAAGAAAAAAUGAAUUGAGGGAAGAACGUAGAGUGGUCCAUAAUCAACGUUCAAACAAUUAUGAAACAGUUCAAUCUUUGGAAAAACAAUUAUCCGAAACUGAAGUUGCCCUUUUUAUUGCUAGAGAACAAUUGAGUGCUGCAAACAAGGAAAAGGAAGCGUUGGAAGAACAAGUUAUUAUUCAAGCUUGUCAUAUUCAAGACUUGGAGAACAAAUUUUGA
Molecule: messenger RNA, 336 nt
Organism: Naegleria gruberi
Lineage: Eukaryota; Heterolobosea; Eutetramitea; Acrasida; Naegleriidae
Exons: 1
Coding region: 1-336 (111 amino acids)
Source: RefSeq, a predicted model, not a curated record